This is a messenger RNA of Pseudopodoces humilis (Tibetan ground-tit), 1920 nucleotides long. The record is from RefSeq and is a predicted model, not a curated record. NCBI's taxonomy places the organism in Eukaryota, Metazoa, Chordata, Aves, Passeriformes, Paridae.
AUGGCCUCCAACGGCUCCUCUGGAAUUCGGGAUUCCCCCCUGGAGCCAGGAAUUUUCCUGGAUGAGGAUCUGGGAUCCGACUGGUACCUCUACGAAUCCACGGAAUCUGCGCUGGGAGAUGACCUUCUUCCCGACGCCAUCCCGGAAUGCCACCCCACCAUUUCCCCCCGGCUCUACCACACCAUCAUGGCUCCCAUUUCCCUGGCCGUGAUCCUGGCCUUGUCCUUCCCGGCCAAGCGCCGCCGUCUCCACCGGAGCUGCUGGAGCGGCGUCCCGGGAUUGCUCAGCUCCGGGAAUCUGGAGGAGGACGGGAGCCGCGCUCCGGCCGCCGCCGCCUUCGCCCUGCAGCUCUCGGCGCUUUUCCAGCUGCUGCUGGACCGGGAACCGCUGCCCCUGGCAGCGCCCGCCGGACACGGAGCGCGCGAGUUCUGGAAGCUGCUGGCGCUGCUCUAUUACCCGGCUCUCUAUUGGCCGCUGCUGGCCUGCGCCGCCGCCCGGCGCCGCCGCGGCUACGUGCACGGGCUGUACUCGGCGCUGUGCCACAUCCCCGCGCUGCUGGCGCUGGCCCUGCUCAGCCUCUGGUACCCGGCACUGCUGAUCCGCAGCCUCCGGCAGCGCCCGGAGCCACAGAUUCCUGGGAAAGGUUAUUACAGGAAGUACCUCAAGGCCGUGCUGUCCAAGCGGGGCCGGAAGGGGAGCUCCGUCGGGAUCGAGGAGAGCCGCUGGUCCCGGAUCCGCUCCUACCUGCGCUCCUACUUCUACAUUCCCGAGGAAGGAUUCCGGAUCCCGCUGAAGCUGCUGGUGUCGGUCACCACGGCCGUCAUUGCCGUCUACCAGGUGGCCCUGCUGCUCCUGCUGGCCGUGGUGCCCACCAUCCGGAUUGUCCGGGCGGGAAUGACCAAGGACGUGGUGGUGCUGCUGGUCCAGCUGGGAUUGGUGCCCUCGGAAAAUCCGGCAGUGCCUGGGGACAUGGAAAAGGAGCUGGGAACCGUCCGUCACUACCUGUGGGCGCUGGAAGUUUGCUACAUCAGCUCCCUGGUGUUCUGCUGCCUGCUGACCUGUGCCAUGCUCCUCAGGACACUGGCCAUGCACAGGUCCAACCUGCGGGCUCUGUACCAGGGCGCGGUGCUGGACGUGUUCUCCAAGGCCCAGAUCCUGCGCCCUUCCCGGGAAUCCGUCGUCUCCUGGAUCGGCUUCUCCGCAUUCCAGGCCGCCUUCGCCUGCCUGGGGCUCCUGAUCCAGCAGGUGAUUUUCUUCCUGUGCUCCGUGGCCUUCGCAUUCCUGGUGGUGAUCCCGCUGCAGGCCGGCCGCGGCUCCCCGCUCCUUGGGAUCGUCCGGAACGUCUGGCCCCUCUGGCUGUUCCUGUUCCUGGCCGUGCUCCUGCAGCACCUCCUGGCCCAUUUCCACUUCCUGCAGCGCAACUCCCUGAGCGCCGAGCUGGCCCACAGGUGCGCCCUGAGUGUCACCUCCUUCCUGCUCUUCCCCACCAACGUCCUGGUGGGCCUGGUGGCCGGAGUGUGGCGCGUGGUCAUCUCCGGCCUCUACAACUCCGUCCACUUCUGCCGGCUGGACAUCAGCCUGCUGCACCGCCGCGCCGACACCUUCGACCCAGGGUACCACAGCUACUGCCACUACCUGCGGGUGGAGGUCAGCCAGUGCCACCCCCUGCUCAAGGCCUUCUGCUUCCUGCUCCUCCAGCCCCACCGGCCAGAGCCGCCCCGGGACACACAGCUGGAGGAAGGCCUCCAGCUGAUGCAUCCCAAGCAUCCGGCUCCGGGAAAAGCUCGGAUCAGGCAGAUCCGGGCACGCUGGUGCCUGGCCUACACGCUCCUGCACAAUCCCUCGCUGAGCGCUUCCCGGAAAACCGCGCUGGCCAAUCCCGCCGCCAACGGCGCCCAGCUGGGCGUUCCCAGGCCCUGA